CUGCGCCAGCAUGUUCAGCUGGCUGGGGAGCGAUGACCGGAGGAAGAAGGACCCCGAGGUCUUCCAGACGGUCAGCGAUGGGCUCAAGAAGCUUUACAAGACUAAGCUCCUCCCCCUGGAGGAGUACUACAAGUUCCACGAGUUCCAUUCGCCAGCGCUGGAGGACGCCGACUUCGAUAACAAGCCCAUGGUGCUGCUGGUGGGUCAAUACUCCACGGGGAAGACCACCUUCAUUAGGUAUCUUCUAGAACAGGACUUUCCAGGGAUGAGGAUAGGACCGGAACCCACCACAGACUCCUUUAUAGCAGUAAUGCAGGGCGACGUCGAGGGGGUCAUCCCAGGCAACGCGCUAGUGGUGGACCCCAAGAAACCGUUCCGAAAAUUGAAUGCUUUUGGGAACGCCUUCCUGAACAGGUUUGUCUGUGCGCAGCUGCCGAACCCGGUUCUGGAGAGUAUCAGCGUGAUUGACACUCCGGGGAUUCUGUCCGGGGAGAAGCAGAGGAUCAGUCGAGGUUAUGACUUUGCAGCUGUGUUGGAGUGGUUCGCGGAGAGGGUGGACCGCAUUAUUCUGCUUUUCGAUGCCCACAAACUGGACAUUUCCGAUGAGUUCUCAGAAGUCAUCAAAGCUCUGAAGAACCAUGAAGACAAAAUGCGCGUGGUCCUCAAUAAGGCUGACCAGAUAGAGACCCAGCAGCUGAUGAGGGUCUAUGGUGCCCUCAUGUGGUCCCUAGGGAAAAUUGUCAACACCCCCGAGGUGGUCAGAGUCUACAUUGGAUCAUUCUGGUCCCACCCGCUUCUCAUCCCCGACAACCGCAAGCUGUUUGAAGCUGAGGAACAAGACCUCUUCAGAGAUAUUCAGAGCCUUCCACGAAAUGCAGCCCUGAGGAAACUCAAUGACUUGAUCAAAAGAGCACGGCUGGCAAAAGUCCACGCAUAUAUUAUCAGCUCCCUGAAGAAGGAGAUGCCGACGGUAUUUGGCAAGGACAACAAGAAGAAAGAGCUGAUCGGCACUCUGGGCGAGAUCUACGGUCGCAUUGAGAAAGAACAUCAGAUCUCUCCGGGAGACUUUCCAAACCUGAAGAAGAUGCAGGACCUUCUACAAUCCCAAGACUUUACAAAGUUCCAACCCCUGAAGAACAAGCUUCUGGAAACUGUGGACGAGAUGCUGGCUCACGACAUCGCCCACUUGAUGGUCCUGGUUAGACAGGAAGAAACCCAGAAACCAGUUCAGAUGGUUAAAGGUGGCGCGUUUGAGGGCACCUUGAACGGCCCCUUUGGGCACGGCUACGGCGAGGGGGCAGGAGAAGGCAUUGACGACGCCGACUGGGUGGUGUCCAGAGACAAGCCCAUGUACGACGAAAUCUUCUACACGCUGUCUCCUGUCAACGGCAAGGUCACCGGGGCCAACGCCAAGAGGGAGAUGGUGAAGUCCAAACUGCCCAACACAGUCCUGGGCAAGAUCUGGAAACUGGCCGACAUAGACAAGGACGGCCUGCUGGACGACGACGAGUUUGCCUUAGCCAACCACCUCAUCAAGGUUAAACUAGAAGGCCACGAGCUUCCCAACGAUCUCCCCUGCCAUCUCAUCCCACCAUCCAAAAGAAAAAUGAUCGAGUAAUUGUGGCCGGAUAAAGACGGAGCAGAACCAACAAGUUCUUACGUGUAAUGUGAAGUGAGCCUACUGUGAGCAUUUUGGUUGAUGGUUCUCUAUCUAUAUCAAGAUCCUAAAAAAAAAAAGAGGACACGGAGCUUUUAUUAACAGAAUAACCUAAAGCUAAUGGAGUUUUUUUUUUUUUUUUUGGCUGACAACUACUAAAACAAAAAAUUUACGAAGAAGGGAAAAAA
Nanorana parkeri is the source of this 1845-nucleotide messenger RNA. It is a transcript of the gene EHD3, whose product is annotated as EH domain containing 3. Gene Ontology annotation, cellular component: clathrin-coated pit; plasma membrane; intracellular vesicle. Gene Ontology annotation, biological process: endosomal transport; clathrin-dependent synaptic vesicle endocytosis. Gene Ontology annotation, molecular function: GTP binding; protein binding; calcium ion binding. The transcript has 6 exons. The record is from RefSeq and is a predicted model, not a curated record. Bases 11 to 1618 code for a protein of 535 amino acids. Lineage: Eukaryota; Metazoa; Chordata; Amphibia; Anura; Dicroglossidae.